AUGAUCUCAGUGUUUGUCAUGUUGACAUGUGCCUUUCGCUAUGGCCAUGAUGACUUGGACGUGAUCGGUCUGACAUUCCGCAAAGAUCUGUAUGUACAGGUGCAGCAAGUGUUCCCACCUGAGCCCACCAGCACCCAGGGGCCCCUCACAGUCCUACAGGAGCGACUGCUGCAAAAGUUGGGGGACAAUGCCUACCCCUUUACCCUGCAGAUGGUUGUUAACCUGCCCUGUUCGGUGACACUGCAGCCAGGUCCCGAAGAUGCGGGAAAGGCCUGUGGGAUUGACUUUGAAGUGAAGAGCUUCUGUGCUGAAAACCUGGAGGAGAAAAUCUCCAAGAGAGACUCUGUGCGGCUGGUGGUUCGAAAAGUACAGUUUGCACCCCUGGAACCAGGCCCUGGCCCCUGUGCCCAGACCGUCCGCCACUUCCUUUUGUCAUCUCAGCCCCUACAACUCCAGGCCUGGAUGGACAGGGAGGUUCACUACCAUGGCAAACCCAUCUCUGUCAAUGUUUCUAUCAACAACUGCACCAACAAGGUCAUCAAAAAAAUCAAGAUUUCAGUCGACCAGAUCACAGACGUUGUCCUGUAUUCCCUAGACAAGUACACCAAGACCGUGUUCAUUCAGGAGUUCACGGAGACUAUAGCUGCUAACUCCAACUUCUCUAAGAGCUUCGCAGUAACCCCACUCCUGGCUGCCAACUGCCAGAAACAGGGCCUGGCACUGGAUGGCAAACUCAAGCAUGGUGAUACUAAUCUGGCCUCUAGCACAAUUCUUCAUUCCAGUCUUCAACCUGGAAUGAACAAGGAGCUGCUGGGGAUCCUGGUGUCCUACAAAGUGAGAGUCAACUUGAUGGUGUCUGGUGGAGGCAUCCUAGGCGACCUGAUCACCAGCGAUGUUGGUGUGGAGCUGCCCCUGAUCCUGAUGCAUCCAAAGCCAUCACAUGAGGGUGCUAGCUCUGAGGACAUAGUCAUCGAGGAGUUCGCUCGUCAGGAGCACCGUGGGGAGGAGAGCCAGGAGGCUUUGGCGGCGGAGGGGGAUGAGGGAAGCUAA
Lynx canadensis (Canada lynx) is the source of this 1050-nucleotide messenger RNA. It is a transcript of the gene ARR3, whose product is annotated as arrestin 3. Lineage: Eukaryota; Metazoa; Chordata; Mammalia; Carnivora; Felidae. Gene Ontology annotation, biological process: visual perception; G protein-coupled receptor internalization; signal transduction. Bases 1 to 1050 code for a protein of 349 amino acids. Gene Ontology annotation, molecular function: G protein-coupled receptor binding. The transcript has 13 exons. The record is from RefSeq and is a predicted model, not a curated record.